AUGUCUAAGUCAUCUGCAUCUAUCAACGAAAAAAACAGUCUGUCUCUCCAACAAAGAGAUGAAGGGGAAAGUGACCUAGAGCAGACUGAUGAUAUCACGGAUGACUCGGCAAGUUCAUACUACACUGCUCUUUGUUCUCUGAGUGAGUACAGUGAAGCUUUAGGGGACACAACACACACUGUCUCUACAGAGCGUCCUGCUGAAGGUGGCACAUUUGAGUUCUUGGACUGCAUUACCACUAUGGAAAGCAUCACUUCAAGAUCCUUGAUCACAGAAACCACACUAUCACAGGACUGCAAAACACAAGAAGAGAGGAGUACAGAAGUGCUCCCUGAUGUGUCCCAAUGUGACCAGGAUAAACCUUCAUCAACUGAGAGAGCAUUAGAAUCUGAGUCAAACCAUCUGCUGUCAGGUACAACAGCAACAAAUGUGGAUUUGCAGUCUGUAAAGGCAGCCUUUAGGAACCCUGUGCAAAAGCUGGAUAAUUCUGACGAGCUUAAUUUAUCAGGAGAAGAUUCAUUGGUUAAACCGAGGGAUUAUUUUGGAGGCAGCAGGACUGUAUUUCAUACUAACAUUAGAACCGCUGAGGAGCACAGCUCCCCAGAACCCAUAUUCACUUCAAACACUAUUUUGAUAACGCCUGGGAGAAAUCAAUACAGCAAGGGUAGGGAACAGGAGCAUGGUGGCACAGAGCCAAAAGAGAACCACGCGACACAAAAGCAAAGACCCAGGGAACGUUUGAGUGCACCCAGGCUUGAGAGAGGCGGGCAUAUUCUGGGUCAUACGGAUUCCGAGCGUAUCCCCGCAACCAGGCACCAACACCAGCUACAGAGACUCGCUGAUACUCGGACGUUGGAAAAGCAGAGCCGGCAAGGCGCCUGGCAAUCCAGACCACUCUCCUGCAAGCUGUGUAGCAGCUCUUGGCAACUCUGUCACACUACAGACAAUACCAGAGGAUCAACCAGCAUGGGAACAAAGCUUUCUGAGGCCAGUAGUAAGGUGGGGGCCCUUGUUAACCAGGCCCAGGUAAGAUCUUCCUGUUCUGAAACUGACUACAUGCAUGUUUUCAGUUCAAGCUGUAGGCCCUCAAGUCAGCCCUCUGCUGAGGAAAACCACAACAAUUGGACAGAUGAUGUUCUCUCUUUUACAAUGCAGAUGUGUUCAAACACUCAAAACACAUCUGCUUGCUCAGAAUCCAGCAGCUUUGAGUGUGUUGAUGUGGCAUUGGAAACCACAGAUGAAGUAAACCGGGGCUUAAAGACUGUGCCCAAAAGACAAAUCCAACUGAAGAGACGGGACACAGCAGAGGCGCAUGCCAGAGAGAACAGCAAUCAAACCCUUCAGGUUGCAAACACACCUGUGCGUGCCCGGGACAUAUUUCAGCGUCAACAUAGCACCCCUGCAGCUUUUAACCAGGGGUCCCAUGUGGCCGAUCAAAGGUCAGUACAGGCUGAGCGAAAGCAAAGGCUUCAGAAGUCAUUUUCCUUGGAUGAAACAUCCAGCAAAACCCAGAUGGCUUCCUGCAUCAUAACAAAUGUCCUAUCAAAAAAAAUGCAACAUGAACAGAAUCUUCGCACCUUGGAUGUUUCUGAUAAAGCUUUUGCUUCUAUCAAAGUGAACAACAGGCCUACUAGCACUGAGGAAUGCAUUUAUUUGUCUGGCAAGGAGAUAUACGCUGAAACUACCAAACUAAAUCAAAAUGCAACUCUUAAGAGGGAGGCCCAGAGAGAGUGCAGCCCUGUUCAAAAGCACUGCAGUGUUAACUCAAAAACACAACCCAAGCUGCUGAGCAAACAUGGCUUCAAUCCUCUUUUAAGCACAACUGGCAGGUCUGAAGCUCAAGGCAGUGGCACUGAAAUAACCGACCCUUCAGAGAAUGAGAAAGCAGAGAAGUUGUGCCCAAGAGAGGAGGUGUUGCAGCUGCCUAACCUGAACCCUGGAGGGAAGCUAUCCUGUGACUCAGCAAAGGGCAGAGCAUGGAAUUCGAGUGCAGUAACAAACGUAGCCAUCAGCACACAGACCUCUGUGAAAACCACACCUGAAGAAUGUCAUACAGGGCAAGGAAUCCAUAAACAACACAAUAUGACCCUAACCAAUGUGCUGGAAAAGCAGGAGCAACAGGCUGGUACCAUGGAAAGUACACUCAGUCCUACUAAUAUUGCAUGCCUAAUCUCUGAUUUGGAAGCAAAAGCAGUGGAUAACACAAUCCCGCAAGCUGAUGAGAGCAGUGUUAGAAAGGAGCAAGAGAGUGACAGAGAGGAAGUCAAGUCACCAGGAGAGUCUGCAAUCCUAGGUAUGCAAAGCCAAGGCAAAUUGAAAGCCAUGGCCCCUGUGCAUGUAGUAAGAGACAUGAGAAGCCUAGUGAAAAACACAUACAACAUGUCCUUCAAAGGCGCAGGGGAAUCAGCCCAUGGAAUAGAUGUGAGUGCUCUUUUGUUUCAGCCAUCAGUACACAAUUUAAGCAACAACAAGGGUAAAGGUAAGGGAAAGGGAUACAGAUCAGAAGAAAAACCCCUGGUACAGAAAGUCACUCCACCUCUUUCACUGGACAGAAGGAGGGAUCAUUCUGCAACGAGAGGAUGCUCGACUAAGAUAAUGCCUCCUGUAGAAUCGAAUGACAAAAGUCAUACUGUUGGAUUUACAAAGGUCAGCCCAAUUAGUAUAACCACGGCAAACAGCUGUGCCUUGUCAAAGCCCUCAGAGACACAGGAUAGCCAAGUUGGCAUGAGUAAACCUGAUGUUGUAGUCAGCGAUACAAACUUGAACCUGACAAACAGGACAGACCUGGCACUGCAAGCUAAAGAGGAGGCCUCCACUGACAAGCCUACAAAAGGAGACGUGAACAAGGCAGAGCAUGAGAUGACCAUCAGCUCUGACAAACUCUUCCCAGUAGCUCUGCAAUAUUGUCCACCCACAGCAAGUUCUGAGCAACAGGACUAUGGCAAGAUAAUCAGUGAUGGCCUCCAGACCCCAUGCCUUCCUCCCAGGUCACAGAGUUCAGUGGGGCCUCUGUCUGCUUGCGUCCUAACGGUUGCUUCAACACCCAUGGUUCCCUCAUAUUAUUACAAACCCAAUCCGCUGGGUUACCAGACAAUCUCUCCUCAUAUUGGAGCCGUUCAUGGCUAUGUUCAAGGGCCUGUCAUGUUUCAAACACCUCUUUACAACCAGCCCUCUGCAUCAAACAGUCAUACCCCCCUACUGAGAUCCCUCUCUGAGGAUGGAACAACGUUAGUGCAGCCAACAGAUGGCUCAACCAGUCAAGCUCAGAACGGGGAAGCAGGGAUGAAAAUAUCUUCUCCAGAAAGCCAACACAACACAAUCUUUGUUGCUCCCAUGAGUGCAGAAGCCAGGCUUGGGGGUACAGGUGUGCUGUAUCCAGAAGCAGGAGGAAGUGUCGCAGCAGGACAAACUCCCCGCCAACUGUUGCUCGACCCGGAAACCGGCAGCUAUUUCUAUGUGGACGUGCCUCAGCUGCCACAGCACAAGAUGCUGUUUGAUCCAGAAACUUGCCAGUAUGUCGAGGUCCUACUGCCACAGCAGACGCUUCCCAGUGCCGUUUUGCCCACACCCUGUGCCAUACCCUUUGCCUCUCUUCACAUCCCACCCAUGUACACCCCACAGUGCUUACCUUACGUACAGUCACAUCCUCAGGUGCUCCCACCACCAGGACAAUGAAACCUGAUGGGACCUAUAGACUGUAAAAGACAAUAAGUCAUG
Molecule: messenger RNA, 3717 nt
Organism: Sinocyclocheilus rhinocerous
Lineage: Eukaryota; Metazoa; Chordata; Actinopteri; Cypriniformes; Cyprinidae
Exons: 1
Coding region: 1-3675 (1224 amino acids)
Cellular component (GO): nucleoplasm
Source: RefSeq, a predicted model, not a curated record